Molecule: messenger RNA, 1610 nt
Organism: Salvia miltiorrhiza (redroot sage)
Lineage: Eukaryota; Viridiplantae; Streptophyta; Magnoliopsida; Lamiales; Lamiaceae
Product: zeatin O-xylosyltransferase-like
Exons: 1
Coding region: 44-1411 (455 amino acids)
Molecular function (GO): UDP-glycosyltransferase activity
Source: RefSeq, a predicted model, not a curated record
CUCAUCAUAUCCCUUACAAAUUAUUAACACACACACUAGCUAUAUGACGACCAACAAUGAGCGACAAUCAGCUGCGGUGGCCGUGAUCGCGGUGCCGCUGCCUGCACAAGGCCACCUGAACCAGAUGCUGCAGCUGUCGUCCCUCAUCUCCUCCCACGGCGUCCCCGUCUACUACGCCGGCUCCGCCCUCCACAACCGCCAAGCUCGAUCCCGCAUCAACGCCCUAAACCCUCAAGAAGUGGCCAGAAUCAACUUCCACGACUUCCCCAUUCCACCCUUCCUCUCUCCUCCACCCAACCCCAACUCCACCAACAAAUUCCCCACGCAGCUGGCGCCCGCCACGGAGGCCACGCUCAGCCUCCGCGGCCCCUUCGCUGCCUACCUCGAGCAAAUGGCCCACAAGUUCACGAGGGUCGUCGUCAUCCACGACCCUCUCAUGUCGUACGUGGUCCAAGACGUUGCCGAGAUUCCAAACGCCGAAUCCUACCGAUUCGUCUGCAUCUCUGCUUUCUCUCACAUCUCCUUCAUCUGCGGAGCCUUAGGGUUACCCUUCCCUGUCCCACACCCCAAAGAGCUGCCCCCUUACGAGGGAUGGACGUCCGAAACGGCCCCCAAAUUCUUCGCCAUACAAGCAAAGCCGUCCGAAAUUAGGUCUGGGAAUAUCUUCAAUACAUCCAGAUUGAUCGAAGGGCCUUACAUGGAGGUUAUAGAGAGAGAGGAGCUCAAAAAGGGCAGGCCCAGUUGGGCAAUCGGACCAAUCCUUCCAACUUCAUCGCGUUCCAACGACAGCCAUGAAUGCUUGGAGUGGCUCGAUAAGCAGGAGGAGAAAUCAGUGAUCUACGUUUCUUUCGGCACCACGGUUUCUUUAUCCGACAAGGAGAUUAAUGAGCUCGCUCACGGGCUAGAGCGGAGCAGGGUGAAGUUCCUUUGGGUGCUGAGGGACGCCGAUAAAGGCGACGUGUUCGACGGGGAUGUGAGAAGAGCCGAGCUGCCGGAAGGGUUUGGAGAGAAUGGAAUGGUAGUGAGAGAAUGGGCGCCGCAGCCGCAGAUCUUGGGGCACCCGUCCAUCGGGGGGUUCAUGACCCACUGUGGAUGGAAUUCUUGCGUCGAGAGUGUCACCGCGGGAGUGCCGAUGGCGGCGUGGCCUAUGCAUUCCGACCAGCCCAGAAACGCCGCGUUGGUUGCGGAUAUUUUGAAAACGGGGAUUGUGGUGAGGGAGUGGAAAGACAGAUUUGAAUUAGUCAAAGCGUCAAGGAUUGAGAAUGUUGUGAGAAGAUUAAUGGCUUCGGAAGAAGGGAAGGAGAUGAGGAAGACUGCGGAGGAGCUGAGCGCCGCCGUAAGGCGGGCCACGGACCUCGGCGGCGCUUCGCGGAUUGAGUUGGACUCCUUCAUUGCCCAUAUCACUAGAUAGGCCAAAUGGUUUCUUUAUUUCCAACGCAGAAUUCGUAUCAUGUAGUUAAGCUUUAUCUUAUAUUUUCUUGAUCGUCUAGAGAAUUUCAGGUUUUCUAUUGGUCUUUUAGGCAAGCUAUAUCAGCUACAGUGAUUUUUUUUUUUUAAUUAUUAAAAUUGAAUGUUUUCACUAUAUUUUUAAUAUUAGUCCUCUGCUCCCA